Engraulis encrasicolus (European anchovy) is the source of this 1416-nucleotide messenger RNA. RefSeq names its product serine protease 27-like. The transcript is spliced from 5 exons. Bases 1 to 894 code for a protein of 297 amino acids. Gene Ontology annotation, molecular function: serine-type endopeptidase activity. Gene Ontology annotation, biological process: proteolysis. The record is from RefSeq and is a predicted model, not a curated record. Lineage: Eukaryota; Metazoa; Chordata; Actinopteri; Clupeiformes; Engraulidae.
AUGAAGAUGCUCUGCCCCCCUCGCACCCCCACCCCCAAAGAUACCUGGUACUCUUCUGGUGGCCAGCAGGCUCCCAGAGUUUGUGGUAGACCUAUUAUGUCCCGCUUCAGGCCGGACUUAUUCAGGAUAGUAGGAGGGCAAGACAGCACACCCGGCACCUGGCCUUGGCAAGUGAGCUUGCAGCGACCCCCUUAUCAUUUCUGUGGGGGUUCCCUCAUUGCCAGCCAAUGGGUUCUAACUGCAGCGCACUGCUUUGCAAAUAUGGAUACAACCAAUCUGUUUGUGGGGCUUGGUUUUCAAGACCUGUCUGGCUUCAACAACAAUGCUGUGACCAUUCCAGUGUCCAGGAUCAUACGGCACCCCAGCUUUAGUUCAAGUACAUUCAAUAAUGACAUUGCACUACUUCAGAUGAGCGCCCCAGUUACCUUCACGGACUACAUCAGGCCUGUCUGCCUAGCAGAUGGCAACAGUGUGUUCCAUACCGGCACAGAGAGUUGGGUCACUGGCUGGGGGCACAUUCAGGAAGGAGUGUCAAACCCAGCUCCUGGAACUCUACAGGAAGUUGAUGUGCCUGUCAUAGGAAACAGACAGUGUAAAUGCUACUAUGGCAGAUAUAUUACUAACAAUAUGAUCUGUGCUGGUUAUGUCGCUGGGGGCAAAGAUGCAUGCCAGGGAGAUUCAGGUGGUCCAAUGGUGAUUGAACAGAACUCAGUUUGGAUCCAGUCAGGAAUAGUCAGUUUCGGCCUUGGAUGUGCUCGACCAAAUUAUCCAGGAGUUUACGCCAGGGUGUCAUCUUACAAGUCCUGGAUUGAGUCCCACACCAGCAAUGAUCCACCAAGCUACGUCCACUUCUCCUCGACUGGGGUGGAUGCUGAUAGCAGUUUCACGUGUUAGAGGAGCACAAUGACUUCACCUGAAAGUGAAAGCCCAACUGGGAAACUCCAACUCCCAUUGUCAUUGUGACACAGAACACAAGUGGUCACUGCACACUGAACACAACGAAAUUGCAUUUAUGACUCACCCCUGCAAGGGGGCAGCCCCCAAUGGGUUUCCAUGGGAGCAGUGCGGCAGGAUGGUACCAUGCUCAGGGUACCUCAGUCAUGGAGGAGGGUGGGGAUGAGCACUGGUUAAUUACUCCCCCCACCUUUCCUGGCGGGUCGGGAGUCGAACCGGCAACCUUUGGGCUACAAGUAUGACACCUUAACCACUUACCCAUGACUGCCCUUUCAACUGCAGUGACAUCCAUCGUGUGCAGGAGCUAAUUAAGCAUCUAAAAACUCUCUCUCUCUCACUCUGAGAAAGAACUUGUAUUAAUGUGAGUGGUUGUGUGUGUGUGUGUGUGUGUGUGUGUGUGUGUGUGUGUGUGUGUGUGUGUGUGUGUGUGUGUGUGUGUUAUUUAAGUGAAUAUUUUAUUGA